This is a messenger RNA of Paramecium sonneborni, 465 nucleotides long. Lineage: Eukaryota; Ciliophora; Oligohymenophorea; Peniculida; Parameciidae. The record is from the annotation of a GenBank genome assembly.
AAUGUAUAGCAGGACCUCACUUAUAAGUGGCUGAUAGAGCUAUGUGCUUCUUUGAAAACGAUUACUUUCUCACUAUUCUGAAAAGUUAUAAACCAUUCACAUUUCCACUUUUAGUUCCAGUCAUUGCUCAAAUAGCAGAUACUCAUUGGCAUAAAGUCUUAUAAGAAUCUUUGAAUGCUUUAAAAACUAUUCUUAAAGAAAUAGAUUAUCAAGCAUUUGAUAAGGCAUUAAAUACUAAAGAUCCUAAAUAUUUGUAUAUUAUUUAAGAUGCAAAAAAUCAAAAAAAAGAUAGAUAAAAAAUUGAAGAAAAAGUAUUUCAACUAAUCUUAUUAUUAGUGGAAAAACCUUACCAAAUAAGCAUUAUAAAAAAAUCCCAAUUUUAAAGAGCCUAUUGUUCCUUACUCAGAUACCCAUAUUGUUGGAGAACACAAUGGUCUUAACAAUGGAAAUAUUACAAUAUUAUGA